ACAGGUCCCCAAGUGCAGCCCCAGCAAAUGUCCAACAGCAGCUCCAUCAGCCACUUCCUCCUGCUGGCAUUGGCAGACACGCGGCAGCUGCAGCUGCUGCACUUCUGCCUCUUGCUGGGCAUCUCCCUGGCUGCCCUCCUGGGCAACGGCCUCAUCAUCAGCGCCGUAGCCUGCGGCCAGCACCUGCACACGCCCAUGUUCUUCUUCCUGCUCAACCUGGCCCUCACUGACCUGGGCUCCAUCUGCACCACUGUCCCCAAAGCCAUGCACAAUUCCCUCUGGGACACCAGGAACAUCUCCUACAUAGGAUGUGCUGCUCAGGUUUUUCUGCUCAUCUUCUUUCUUGCAACGGAGCUUUCCUUCCUGACCAUCAUGUGCUACGACCGCUACGUGUCCAUCUGCAAA
Motacilla alba alba is the source of this 405-nucleotide messenger RNA. Its product is annotated as olfactory receptor 14I1-like. Gene Ontology annotation, biological process: G protein-coupled receptor signaling pathway. Gene Ontology annotation, molecular function: G protein-coupled receptor activity. Lineage: Eukaryota; Metazoa; Chordata; Aves; Passeriformes; Motacillidae. Gene Ontology annotation, cellular component: membrane. The record is from RefSeq and is a predicted model, not a curated record. The transcript has a single exon. The annotation marks the transcript as partial.